This is a messenger RNA of Tigriopus californicus, 1672 nucleotides long. RefSeq lists its product as uncharacterized. Gene Ontology annotation, molecular function: protein binding. Bases 237 to 1331 code for a protein of 364 amino acids. Lineage: Eukaryota; Metazoa; Arthropoda; Copepoda; Harpacticoida; Harpacticidae. The transcript has 2 exons. The record is from RefSeq and is a predicted model, not a curated record.
UCCCUCCUGAUCCACCCGUGCGUUUGCCAACACUUUUCCUCGAGUGUGAGGCAAAGAAUACCUAUCAUGGAAGGGAUGCCCGACGCUCUGGCGUGACGUCAUUUUCUCGCUCACAUCCAGUCUGUCGGUCGAGAAAGUUCAUUCAGAUUUUCAUUGCCGGUCUUCAAGUUGAGCUGUUCAUUUAAGAUCUGCCUAGAUAGUUUGCCGCCGAAGAAGUGAACUGACUUUUAUUAGUGAUGCAGCACGCCUCGAUGGAGAUGAGAGAAGACCAAGAGCCCCUCGGCAGCUUCUCCCCCUGCACAUUGGAGGCCGAGGGUCCCAAGCCCCCCUCCUCCAUUGUAGCGUCCUCCUGUUAUGAGGUGAGACCCAUCCCAGGCAAGGGAUUAGGUCUAGUGGCCACCAGAACCAUUCAUCCAGGCACCCUAAUUAUAGAUGAAGCCCCUCUCCUUCUGUUGGAUCCACCGUGUAAGCGAAAUGAUAUUCUCAAGCUUCUCGGAUGCCGACUGUUCUCAUCCAUCAAUAUGCGAACUACUCCUGAUCAAAUCAGAGCGCAGAUCCAUCAAAUGAUCUUGGAGAAGCUUGUUCAAAAACUCGACCAGCCACAGCUCCAGCUUCUGUAUUCCUUGUCCGAUAAGACAGUGGAACUUGGAGCCAAAGCCAAAAGUUUGUGGGGCAUUUGGCAAACGAAUUCCAUCCCUCUCGGAUCGUACCGUGUCUCGGGUAUUUUUCCCACAGUGGUUCGGCUGAACCACUCCUGUCAUCCUAAUGCUCAUCACAUAUGGGACGCGGAGACUGGGCGAGAACAAGUCUGGGUGGUCGAGGGAGUUCGACCUGGCCAAGAGAUCACCAUCUCCUAUGUGCGCACCUUUUGCAGUAAAAGUUUUCGCCAAAGCCUAUUGAAGGAGAAGUUCGGGUUUCUAUGCACGUGCCAAGCUUGCUCUUUGACAGGGGGUGCGUCAGAGCUCGAUGAUAAGUUUCGUUUGGAAAUUGACAGACUGGCCCAACAGUUCUCAUCGGCAAAACAAGAUGAGGAUAUCAACUUGGCCAUAGAAAUCGGAGAGCGGAUGCUUUUCCUCAUGCAGGAAGUUGGAUUCAAUGCCAAUGUUCAAUGGCCUGGAUUUUUCAAUUGCUUCGAGUUAUACCUCUUGGUUGGCGAUAUGGAAAAGGCCCAGUUCUACCUUAGCCGGGCCUACGAGCUCGUGUGCAAAGCUCAGGGAGCCUCGUCAGCUGACGCCCGCACCAUGCGAAAGUACAAACAUAACCCGGAGCAAUACCUUCAGGACUUCAAGACUUCGGACAAACAUUUCAUUGCUUCUCUCACCCAUUGUUGAUGACCAAUGCCGCAUUUCAUGACAAUGGCGAGACGCAUAGAUCAUUACUAGAGUUUAGUUGUGCAGAAAAUCUCCAAAUUAUGAAUUACAAACAUGCGUAUUAUUUCUAUAUCAAAAAAGUGUAGGGGGGAUGGGUGUUCCAUUUCAGUUCAGGUCAUUGUGAAAUGAGCCAAAAAGCUUUCCUUGCUCACGAUCAGUUCUGAUCAGCUGUAUUGAAAUGGGUAUGUGAAGUUGAUUUUUUUGAAGCUCCAUCAGACCUGGAACAUGCCAAUCGUUGAGUAACUACGUUCCGUUCAGACGCGAACAACCUCAGACCAAUAAACGAGCGAGACUUCAGUUAA